AUGUCGCAAUCUGAAUACACGAACCCGACCGUUGAGUACGAGGAGGCCCAGAGGAUCCAGCGACCGGCUCAGUCGAGUUCGGCAGAGGAGGCCGAGGCAGGGCAGAAGCUCGUUCCCCGUCCCGAAGAUGUGACGUCAUUCGAAACCGAAGUUCAACCCGAUCCCUCGAUUGGCACUGGCCGGUCGAGUGGGGGCAAGGGUCAAGGGGCCCACGGCAACCAGGGGAGACCUGGACGAAUGAUCGACGAGAGGGGCGAGCGGAAGUUGGAAUCGAAGAUCUCGGGCGGCAUGGCUGACCAGCGAUGA
Molecule: messenger RNA, 306 nt
Organism: Gloeophyllum trabeum ATCC 11539
Lineage: Eukaryota; Fungi; Basidiomycota; Agaricomycetes; Gloeophyllales; Gloeophyllaceae
Exons: 2
Coding region: 1-306 (101 amino acids)
Source: RefSeq, a predicted model, not a curated record